Messenger RNA from Neopsephotus bourkii (Bourke's parrot), 1492 nucleotides. It is a transcript of the gene RGS11, whose product is annotated as regulator of G protein signaling 11. Bases 68 to 1480 code for a protein of 470 amino acids. Gene Ontology annotation, biological process: G protein-coupled receptor signaling pathway; regulation of G protein-coupled receptor signaling pathway; intracellular signal transduction. The transcript has 17 exons. The record is from RefSeq and is a predicted model, not a curated record. NCBI's taxonomy places the organism in Eukaryota, Metazoa, Chordata, Aves, Psittaciformes, Psittacidae.
GGGGCGGGGCCGGGAGGGGCCGGGGCGGGGCCGGGACGAGCAGCGCGGAGCGGGGCGCGCACCCGCGAUGACCAUCGGCGGCCCCCGCGGGCGGCACCCCCGCCUCGCGAUGCCGUGCCUGCGGAAGAUGGAGCGGAUGAUCGUCAGCAUGCAGGACCCCGACAUGGGCGUCAAGAUGAGGAACCAGCGCUUGCUCAUCACCGUCAUCCCCCACGCCAUGACAGGGAAUGACAUCGUGGAGUGGCUCAUCCAGAAGUAUGGGAUCUCUGAAGAGGAAUCGCUGCACCUUGGCAACCUCAUUGUGAAGCACGGCUACAUCUACCCGCUCAAGGACCCCCGCAGCCUGGUGCUGCGGGCAGACGAGUCGCCCUACCGCUUCCAGACCCCGUAUUUCUGGACCAGCACCAAGUGGCCGGCCACAGAGCUGGACUAUGCCAUUUACCUGGCCAAGAAGAACAUCCGCAAGCAGGGAGACCUGAUCGAGCACGAGAAGGACAACUACAACCUCCUGCACAAGCGGAUCAACCACACGUGGGACUUUGUGGUGAUGCAGGCGCGGGAGCAGCUCCGGGCGGCCAAGCAGCGGCGGAAGGGCGACCGCAUCGUCAUCGACUGUCAGGAGCAGGCGUACUGGCUUGUCAACCGGCCCCCGCCAGGUGCCCCCAACGUGCUGGAGCAGGGCCCCGAGCGCAGGAACUGCCACACCACCCGCGUCCAGCUGACCAAGAACAUGGAUUACUACAAGCGGGAGAUCGAGUACUGCAGGAAGGCCAUGGCCAGGACCAGGGUGAAGUCUUCCAUCUGCCUCGAGGGGUACCUCAAGUUCAAUGAGCAGUACGUGCCCCACGACCCCAUCAUGUCCGGCUGCCUGCCCAGCAACCCCUGGAUCACAGACGACACCACGUACUGGGCCAUGAACGCCCCCACGGUGCAGACCCCCACGAAGCUGCGUGUGGAGAGGUGGGGCUUCAACUUCAGCGAGCUCCUUAUGGACCCCCUGGGCCGGGCACAGCUCCUCGACUUCCUCAAGAAGGAGUUCAGUGCCGAGAACCUGAGCUUCUGGGAGGCAUGUGAGGAGCUGCGCUAUGGGGAGCAGUCCCGCAUCCCUGAGAUUGUGGACUCCAUCUACCAGCAGUUCCUGGCUCCUGGUGCCACGCGCUGGGUGAACAUCGACAGCAAGACCAUGGAGCGGACCCUGGAGGGCAUCAAGACGCCCCACCGCUACGUGAUGGACGAUGCGCAGAUGCACAUCUACAUGCUCAUGAAGAAGGACUCGUACCCGCGGUUCCUCAAGUCGGAGCUCUACAGGAACCUCCUGGCCGAGGCCGUCAUCCCCCCGGAGACCAAGAAGCGGGUCUUCCCCUUCAUGCGCAAACCGCGGCACUCCAGCCCCAGCCCGGCGCUGCUCCUGCCCGCGGGCGACACCGAGGAGCGGAGCCGCGGCCCCGCGCCUGCCCCCGUCCCCGAGGAGGAGAGCUGAGAGUCCCAGGCC